Messenger RNA from Trichoderma atroviride IMI 206040, 1515 nucleotides. RefSeq lists its product as uncharacterized. Lineage: Eukaryota; Fungi; Ascomycota; Sordariomycetes; Hypocreales; Hypocreaceae. The record is from RefSeq and is a predicted model, not a curated record.
AUGUUCCCGAUAUUCGACAUUUCUUACAUAAUGCAGCAACCAAGUCAACCGACGAUGCGUGAAGUCCCUCUCUCAACCACCGUGGAAGGCCCCUCGGCGAGAUCCAGAGAGGAGCAGCCAAUCUCCGCGCGAGACCACUACUACCAGCUACAAAGGGGCCCUCCUAAAAAACCGUGGUACUAUAAAAAGAAAAUGCUCCCAUUUACAAUACUAAUGGUGGUGAUUUCGGCCUUCAUCAGCUGUAUAAUUGUGGUCGUGAAGUUGACUCGAAAAUCGGCCUUGAUGCUGAAGACGCAUCCAAAAGAAACAAUGACUCAAUCUGUAACGGCAAUGGCUACGUCCCCUUUAACUCUGACAAGUGUGUUGAAUGUGACGAAUAGUACUUCUCCAUCAUUGGCUGCAUCUAUGAGCGAACCAUCAUCUAUGACCACAACAGCGACCAAGGCAACUCUCUCUCCAAGCCCGCCUUCUAUUCUAUCGUCAUCGAAUCUGGCUUCAAUUUUUGUUGACGGCGAAAAUAGCCAAGACAGCUUGGAGAUUCUAGUCUGGCAAGAUGAAGCGGGAUCUCUUUCUUACCUGAAUGGGGAGUCUAAUCUCAAAAGCCCAAAGCGCAUUGAAGAUUCACUCAAAGAUGCACUGAAAGCGAAAAAAGGAACUUCUAUGGCCGCCGUUGCGGACGAUGCCAGCACUGCGCAUUUAUUUUACCUUGAAGAGGAUGAUACUAUUUCUCAUAUAUUCAUGGAGCCAAAAGGAAGCUGGAGUCGUGGAGGCAUGUCCACCGGUAGCAAAAAGGGCCCCGCGGCGCAUGAGAAGUCGAUGCUUUCAGCGGCGUUCCACCGAGGCGAACAUGACACAAACGUUGUGGUAUUGUCGUAUCAAGAUCCGGGAGGCAACUUGAAGCUUGCAAUGUCAGAGGACCCCACGAACGACGAGAAUUGGUAUUCGGUGGACUUUGGCUCUUUUACGGGACGUCACGAUGUUGGAGAUUGGGGAGGCGUUGGUCAUGCCAUUGCAGGCGAUUGGCAAAAUAAGAGGCGCGACUCCGACGGCUCAUUUAGUGGACUAUUGAUGGCUAUUGAGGAGAGCGAAGAAAUAACGCCCUGGGAGUGUUCACUGGAUUUUCACGUGUCGUCGAAGAAGAAGGUAGAGUGUCAUUUCUUGGACAAGACUUUCUUGGAUUCUAAUGGCAGAGGACUAUAUCCAUCCUCGCAUUUAAAUCAGUUAGCUUGGGUUCGUACCGGCCAUGGCAAAAGCCAAGAUCCGGCACAGACGCUUCCGUAUGAGUUCGCUCUGCUGUAUACGAGUCCGGGAGGGAAAAUCCAGGAGAAUCGCGUGGGUGUUGAUAUCCCGAGGAUUGCAGGGCCUGGUUUUGAUGUGGACACGGACUUUGAUAGCCUCGCGACAAAUGAUAACAAGACCGUGUAUGCGAAAUCCGGGAGCGAUAUUGUGGUGUUUAGGUUGGAUGCCGAUGGAUGGCAGUGGAAGGUUGAUGGAAUUGUCAACACGGCCAUCUAA